Messenger RNA from Triticum dicoccoides, 338 nucleotides. RefSeq names its product sister chromatid cohesion 1 protein 1-like. Gene Ontology annotation, cellular component: cohesin complex. Gene Ontology annotation, molecular function: protein binding; chromatin binding. NCBI's taxonomy places the organism in Eukaryota, Viridiplantae, Streptophyta, Magnoliopsida, Poales, Poaceae. Gene Ontology annotation, biological process: meiotic sister chromatid cohesion, centromeric. The record is from RefSeq and is a predicted model, not a curated record. The coding region runs from base 24 to 338 and encodes 104 amino acids. The transcript is spliced from 5 exons.
AGAUCCUGAACCCGUCGGUGCCCAUGGCGCUCAGGCUCUCCGGGAUCCUCAUGGGCGGCGUGGUGAUCGUGUACGAGAGGAAGGUGAAGCUUCUCUACGAUGAUGUGUCCCGUCUUCUGAUUGAGAUCAACGAGGCAUGGAAGAUCAGGCCGGCCGUGGACCACACCGUCCUCCCCAAGGGCAAGGCUCAAGCCAAGUAUGAAGCAGUAACACUGCCAGAGAACGCGGUGGAUAUGGAGGUGGAGCAGCCCGUGUUUUUCACAGAUACUGAUACUACUAGGUUCCGCGGAAUGGUAAUCGUUGUCAUCUGUGUAUUCUGGAAGUUGAAACUGUGUUAG